Molecule: messenger RNA, 690 nt
Organism: Trifolium pratense (red clover)
Lineage: Eukaryota; Viridiplantae; Streptophyta; Magnoliopsida; Fabales; Fabaceae
Product: LIM domain-containing protein PLIM2c-like
Exons: 5
Coding region: 1-690 (229 amino acids)
Biological process (GO): actin filament bundle assembly
Cellular component (GO): actin cytoskeleton; plasma membrane
Molecular function (GO): actin filament binding
Source: RefSeq, a predicted model, not a curated record
AUGUCAUUCACAGGAACUCUUGAUAAAUGCAAAGCUUGUGAUAAGACUGUUUAUGUUGUUGACCUGUUAACUCUUGAAAAUAUACCUUACCAUAAAAAUUGCUUCAAAUGUAGUCACUGCAAGGGAUAUCUUACGAUGAGCACCUACUCCUCAAUGGAUGGUGUCCUCUAUUGUAAGCCACAUUUUGAGCAGCUUUUCAAAGAAUCCGGCAAUUUUAGCAAGAACUUUCAAACAGCAAAGUCUUCUGAGAAACAAAAUGAGGCGAAUAGAGCCCCCAACAGACUAUCCUCUAUGUUUAGUGGAACUCUAGACAAAUGUUCAGUCUGCACAAAAACAGUCUAUCCUUUGGAAAAGAUGACACUGGAAGGGGAAUGUUACCACAAGAAUUGCUUUAGGUGUGCUCAUGCAGGUUGCCACCUUACACAUUCUUCAUAUGCUGCCCUAGAUGGUGUCCUUUAUUGCAAGCACCAUUUUCAACAACUUUUCAUGGAGAAAGGAAACUACAAUCAUGUACUUCAAGCUGCUGCAAAUAAAAAGAAUGCAACUCCACCUCCUGAACCAUCUGAACCAGUUGAAUCAGAUGAACCAGCUGAAUCAGCUGAUGCUGCUGAUGUUGAUGAUGAACCAUCAAAGCCAGAUGAAGAAACAGAGGAACAGACAGAAGAAAAGUCUGAGACACAGGAAGAUUGA